AAGAAAAGAAAAAAGGUUAAUCAAAAGCAAGCAAGAAAGGCAAGCGGGUGUAUGAUUUUUGGGGCUAAUCGGUAGUGGUAGGCGCCAUAGCCGAAGGUCAAACAAACCCCACAUCCCCAAAAGUGGGUUCUCUCAUACCCACAUUCUCUUCCACCCUGCCGUUACCGGACCCGCCGUCUUCAGCCGCCGCCCCAUUUCACUGUCUUUCUACCCUUUUACUUUUCCAUCUCUUUAUUGUUUCACAAGAAUUGUAAUUAAGAGAGAGAGAGAAAGAGAGAGAGAGAGAGAGAGAGAGAGAGACAGCGCAGUUUCUAUUGACCGAAGAUCUCUAUUAAAAAAAGAGGAGAAAACAAAACUGUGUUGUUUGUCAAUUUUUGAAGUUUCCCUUCUUCCUCUUUCAUUUUUUUUCAGUUUUUUUUAACCCCUUUUGCUGUCUCCCUCUGUCUUUUCAAUUUGUCAAACAACCCAUUUUCAGGAACUGAAAAGGAGGGGUUUCUUUGAUCGAGGGGGAGAGCUGAAGAGGAAAAAAGAGGUAAGGGUUUUUUUUUCUCUGUUUAACAUGAGUGUGAGUUUUGAAGGUAGGGAAGAAAGGGGGAAUGCAGUUUUCUGUAAUGGGUCUGUGUAACUUUGAGCAAUUUGAUUAUAGUUAAACGUUUGAGGAUUUGGUGAAAGGGAUUUUGAGAUAAAGGGGAAGAUUGAAGGAAAUUUUUUUGGAUCUACAGCUUUUUUGGGGUUCAUGAGCUGUGAUAGGAGGAUAUGCGAAACGUUUUAUGUAUCACGUUCUUGCUUUUGUUGGUGUUGCUGUGUUUUGAGCCUACAUUUCAACAGCUGAGUUCGAGAGCUGAGCGUGUAGCUCUUCUCAACCUCAGAUCGUCUUUGGGUUUGAGGAGCAAGGACUGGCCCAUCAAAGCUGACCCUUGCUCUGUUUGGAAAGGUAUAGAAUGUCAAAAUGGUCGAGUUGUUGGGAUCAAUGUUUCUGGAUUUCGAAGGACUCGGCUUGGUAGUAAACACCCACAAUUUGUUGUUGAUGCUUUGGCUAAUUUGACUCUUCUUCAGUCUUUUAAUGCUUCUAAUUUCUUGCUUCCGGGAGUAAUUCCUGACUGGGUUGGUUCAACUCUCAAGUCUCUGCAAGUUCUUGAUCUUCGUUCUUGUUCUAUCCUUGGUUCUAUUCCAUUGAGUUUUGGGAAUUUGACAAAUCUAACUACUUUAUAUCUGUCCAAUAACAAACUUAACGGGACGAUUCCUACAAGUAUUGGUCAACUUGUUCAACUUUCUGUGCUUGAUCUUUCACAUAAUGAACUCACUGGAUCUAUUCCUUUGUCUUUUUCAUCUCUUGCGAACCUUUCUUUCCUUGACCUCUCUUCAAAUCGUUUAGAUGGGUCAAUUCCUCCCCUCAUUGGGUCCAUUAGGCAGCUUCAGAAUUUGAACCUUUCCAGCAAUAAUAUUACUGCUUCAUUGCCUGCUUCACUUGGGGACUUGGGUAGAUUGGUAGACCUUGAUCUCAGUUUCAACAAAUUUUCGGGGCUGCUACCUACAGAUUUGAGGAGCAUGAGCAGCCUGCAGAGAAUGGUAAUUGGGAACAAUUUACUUGGUGGGUCAUUGCCGGAAGAUUUGUUUCCUUCUCUUAGGCAGUUGCAGGUAUUGGCUCUCAAUGACAAUGGCUUUACUGGUGCAGUCCCCGAUGCAUUGUUCUUGAUUCCUGGACUGCGUCUUCUCGAUAUCUCUGGAAAUAAUUUCACUGGCAUGCUGCCUAAUUCAAGUUUGGCUUCGAAUUCAACUGGUGGAGCAUUGAAUAUAUCUCGAAACAUGUUUUAUGGUAGCCUCAUGCCUGUUAUAGGAAUAUUCAGUGCUGUUGAUCUAUCUGGAAACUAUUUUGAAGGCAGAGUUCCAAACUUUGUGCCAAGGGAUGCAUCACUUGAAAGUAAUUGUCUUCAAAAUAUAUCCAGUCAGAGGACAUUGGCCGAUUGCUCCUCAUUUUAUACCGAAAAAGGCCUUAGUUUCGAUAAUUUUGGCAAACCAAACUCCGUACAACCUCCUUCAGCAGAAAAAUCUAGCAAGAAUAAUAAAAGGGUAAUCAUAUUGGGCAGCGUAUUAGGAGGGGUUGGAUUUAUUGUCCUUCUGGUGUUGCUGGUAGUGUUACUGUUUCUAUAUAUUGGCGGCAAGAGAGCAUCGGGAAAUCAAAGAGGGGUGAGUGUGGGACCGAUACCCACUGGCAGUAGUGAACCGCCUUCAGGCCUAUCGAUUAACUUUGCAAGUUUAGGUGAAAAUUUUACAGACAAACAGCUUCUUCAGGCUACUGGUGGCUUAAGUGACGAGAACUUAAUCAAACUUGGCCACUCUGGGGAUCUAUUUCGUGGCGUCUUGGACAAUGGGGCCAAUGUUGUUAUAAAAAAGAUUGACUUGCGGACGGUUAAAAAGGAAACUUACCUAGUGGAGUUGGAUUUGUUUAGCAAGGUGUCACAUACAAGAUUGGUUCCCUUUUUAGGACACUGUCUAGAUAAUGAGCAUGAGAAGUACUUGGUUUAUAAAUAUAUGCCUAAUGGAGACUUGGCGAGUUCCUUGGUCAGGAAAACUAAUGUUGAUGAUGAAAACAUACAGUCUUUGGAUUGGAUAACAAGGCUUAAAAUUGCAUUAGGAGCUGCAGAGGGUCUUGCUUAUAUGCAUCAUGAAUGUUCUCCUCCGCUCGUACACAGAGAUGUUCAAGCUAGCAGUAUACUUCUUGAUGAUAAAUUUGAAGUCCGACUCGGGAGCUUGAGUGAAGUUUGUGCCCAAGAUGGGGACAGCCACCAGAAUCGAAUUUCCAGGUUGCUUCGGUUGCCACAGUCAUCAGAGCAAGGUUCUUCUGGGUCUCAAACAUCAAUAUGUUCCUAUGAUGUUUACUGCUUUGGGAAGGUGUUAUUAGAGCUAGUGACUGGCAAGGUUGGCAUCAGUGCCACCCCAGAUACCCAAUUGAAGGAAUUUUAUGAUCAAACAUUCCCAUACAUUAGCAUCCAUGACAAAGAAUUGGUGAGUAAAAUCAUCGAUCCAAACCUGAUUGUCGACGAAGAUUUUCUCGAGGAAGUUUGGGCUAUGGCUGUUGUUGCGAAGUCAUGCCUAAACCCGAAGCCUUCAAGACGACCUCAGAUGAGAUACAUCCUAAAGGCUUUGGAGAAUCCUUUAAAGGUAGUGAGAGAAGAAAGUUCAGGUUCGGCGAGGCUACGAGCAACUUCUUCUCGAAGCUGGAAUGCAGCUUUGUUUGGGAGCUGGCGACAGAGCCUAUCGGAUCUAACGGUUGUACCAGCUGCCGCAAUGUCAAGGACAGUGGGAGGUAGCUUCAAGCAAUCAGGAACUUCAGGUUCACAAGGUAGUGGGCAGAACAACAGCGGUGAAGCCUCUCGGAGAAGGCACUCGAAGGAGAUAUUCCCCGAGCCACCGGACGAGCAAGGCGAGAGAGCAGAGUAUCAUUACCAGUAAAGAAGAUUCAUUGAUCUUGAUUCUUUGUCAAUAACAAACACAGCAGGCAUCUGAAUUAUGAGAGCCUGACAACUGCUCGACCCGUUCUUUCAGGUUUUGUAGUUGGAGAGGGCAGCUAAUGCCCCGAGGUCUUUCCGCCAUGGAAAAUUGUCAAUUCUUUGAGAAAUGUACGAGUUUUUGUUGGUGAAUUUUAUGUUUUGUAGUAGAAGGCAUGGCCUUCAAGCUUUUUAUAGGCUUAUCUUGUUCUUGUUUGUUCUCAUUAUUAUUUUAUACCUUUUUUCUUUGUCUUCUU
Molecule: messenger RNA, 3745 nt
Organism: Cucumis melo (muskmelon)
Lineage: Eukaryota; Viridiplantae; Streptophyta; Magnoliopsida; Cucurbitales; Cucurbitaceae
Product: probable LRR receptor-like serine/threonine-protein kinase At2g16250
Exons: 4
Coding region: 757-3453 (898 amino acids)
Biological process (GO): protein phosphorylation
Molecular function (GO): protein binding; ATP binding; protein kinase activity
Source: RefSeq, a predicted model, not a curated record